Tachyglossus aculeatus (Australian echidna) is the source of this 2210-nucleotide messenger RNA. It is a transcript of the gene NPY2R, whose product is annotated as neuropeptide Y receptor Y2. The transcript has 2 exons. Gene Ontology annotation, molecular function: neuropeptide Y receptor activity. Bases 122 to 1270 code for a protein of 382 amino acids. Gene Ontology annotation, cellular component: membrane. Lineage: Eukaryota; Metazoa; Chordata; Mammalia; Monotremata; Tachyglossidae. Gene Ontology annotation, biological process: G protein-coupled receptor signaling pathway. The record is from RefSeq and is a predicted model, not a curated record.
UGCGGGCGGGACGGAAGGCGCAGGAAGCGGCCUUGCUGGUCCUGCGAGCUGCAGCGGGCGGCUCUCCUCGGAGGAGGCAUUCCCACUUUCUGGGCCAGGAGCCAGUUGGACUUCAGGAAACAUGGGUCCAAUGGGAGAAAAGAUGGAGGAGAACCAGACAGAGGAGGAAGUGAAGGUGGAGUGGUCCUGGCCUGGUCAUACCACACCACGGGAUGAGCUGGCCUCUAGACCCGAGCCGGAGCUAAUAGACAGCACAAAGCUGAUUGAAGUGCAGAUUGUCCUCAUCUUGGCUUAUUGUUCCAUCAUUUUGCUGGGGGUGAUCGGGAAUUCUCUGGUGAUCCAUGUGGUGAUCAAGUUCAAGAGCAUGCGUACCGUCACCAACUUCUUCAUUGCCAACUUGGCCUUGGCUGACCUCCUAGUGAAUACCCUCUGCUUGCCCUUUACGCUCGCUUACACCCUGAUGGGGGAGUGGAGAAUGGGCCCUGUGCUGUGCCACCUGGUGCCGUAUGCCCAAGGUCUGGCCGUGCAAGUAUCAACAAUCACCUUGACGGUGAUAGCCUUGGACCGUCACCGCUGCAUUAUCUAUCAUCUGGAGAGCAAGAUCUCCAAACGGAUCAGUUUCCUGAUCAUUGGCUUGGCCUGGGCGGUCAGCGCGCUCCUCGCUAGCCCCCUGGCCAUCUUCCGGGAGUACUCCCUGAUCGAGAUCAUCCCUGACUUCAAGAUCGUGGCCUGCACUGAGAAGUGGCCGGGAAAGGGGAAGACCUUUUACAGUACGGUGUACAGCCUCUCCUCCUUGCUGAUCCAGUACAUCUUGCCACUGGGCAUCAUCUCCUUUGCCUAUACCCGCAUCUGGAGCAAACUGAAGAAUCACAUCAGCCCCGGGGGAGCCAAUGACCAGUACCACCGGCGGCGGCAAAAAACGACGAAGAUGCUGGUGUGUGUGGUGGUGGUGUUUGCAGUCAGUUGGCUGCCUCUUCAUGCGUUCCAGCUGGCCGUCGACAUUGACAGCCAAGUCGGUUACCUGAAGGAGUACAAACUGAUCUUCACGGUCUUUCACAUCAUUGCCAUGUGCUCCACCUUUGCCAACCCCCUGCUCUACGGAUGGAUGAACAACAACUACAGGACGGCCUUCCUCUCAGCUUUCCAGUGUGAACAGAGACUGGACUCCAUCCACUCUGAGGUGUCUGUGACAUUCAAAGCCAAGAACCACCUAGAAGUGAAAAAGAACCCAAGCACUAAUGACUCUUUUACAGAGCCUACCGAUGUUUAAAGAAUUCAGUGUUGGAAAAAAACAAGGCCAGACUCUCAGAAGAGGUAUAAAUCAAGUUUUACAGAAAUACUUAGGUGCAUCCUAUUUUCCUGGUACAUAGAAGAAAACCAGCACUCAAGCUAAAGGGUCUGCUCUGGAAGGAGAGUCAACAUUAGCAUGAAACUUUAAAAAUCCAAUGAAUUAUUUCUUAAAAUUCUGUUUACAGUUGUCUGGAUUGCAGAAGGAAAGAUGAGCAUAAGCAGAGGAAGAUACUUCCAGGACCCUACCUGGAGGGAUGAAGGAAAUGGAAGGUGACAUUGUUAGCAUUGCAAAAGGAAACAGGAAAAUCAGGAAUUUACCUUGGUACUCUGAGAACACAGGGGGCUAUAACUGGGACAUGGAAAUAUAACCCACCCAUUGCGCCUCUUCUCAUCAGCCACCUCUUCCAAACACUGAUUUCUCUAAGGAACAACAUGUGACCCUUGUUUAAGUGGUCUUUGUAGUUGUUUUUGCUCCCUAUGAGCUAAUGUCAAGGGUAAAACCUGACAAAAAAUACUGUCAGGAAUUUUUAAGCUUUCUCUAUAAAUUGUCAUCUGAUUUCUGGGGGAAAAAAUUCCUUAGGAUUUAGUGGCAAAGUAUCUUUGAAACUGGGGAGAACAAGAUGAGGAUUAGGGGUUAUUUUCUGAAUUUUGAGAAUACAUGGUCUUGUCUGCAUGGAGUACUGACAGUCCUGUCUUGAAACAAAAAAAGAAAGAAAAAUCCCGAAGCGUCUCGUUUCUUCAUUGUGCAAGCACUCAGUUUUGUUUUCAAGUGGACAAAAGGAGAUUUGUAACUAAUUGUUUUUGUAGUCACGUAUGCAGAUCAGUGGAGAGCUGUUUUGAUUGAUCCUGGGUAGUCAGACAUUUGCGGGGUUACCAACAGGAUUUUACUCUUGUGUGUGUCUCCUGUUUGGUCUAGGAUU